Messenger RNA from Drosophila subpulchrella, 1762 nucleotides. RefSeq lists its product as uncharacterized. The record is from RefSeq and is a predicted model, not a curated record. Gene Ontology annotation, molecular function: RNA binding; protein binding. Lineage: Eukaryota; Metazoa; Arthropoda; Insecta; Diptera; Drosophilidae. The coding region runs from base 187 to 1734 and encodes 515 amino acids. The transcript has a single exon.
AUCAAACGGGCAAGACCAUUAGGUAAAUAACCACUAUAUUUUUUAAAGUUGAAUACAAAAUUUGGUUUAGUAUUUUUAACGCAUCUAUUACAAACUAGACAUUAAAACAGUAUUCCACUGAAGUAGUACAGCUUAAUUGCCUUCAUAAGGGUAAGAAUUUCAUAAAACUAGAACGAUCCUAGGGUUAUGUUGCGAAUACCGAAACCACGUAUCCGGAAUUUUUACGUUCAGGAUGGUGUGGCUUACACCGAGGAUCGCACUAUUGUGCGUCGGGUGAUAAUCGGUUCGCUCUUUCCUUUCUCAAUUGAGUCUCUCGAAAAGUAUUUAUCUCGUUUUGGGACAACAGAGGAGAUCCGAUGGGAUGUGAAUAAGCGUGAGGGAUCGGUGCUGUUUAAAGAGCCCACCGAAGCGGCCAAGGCUUUGUAUUGUGCUAAGCACACCUUAAAUGGCAAAAGUUUUCUUCUGCGAGCCAGUAGGUCCUGGGAACAACCGGAGGAGGAGGAGGAACUGGGCAGACAGAGUGCUUACGAUUUGCCCAUCGUCGAUGACAUUUGGUGCAAGGUGUUGGACUACCUGCCCCUGGACAGCCGUCUCAACUUUGCCGCCAGUUGCCAAAGAUUCCAGUCGAUAUACGAACUGGAAUCCCAACGUCUCAAUCAUGUCCUUAAAAUGAAGGAUGUCUGCCAAUUGACCGAAUGGAAUAUAAGGCGAAUGAUGCGACUUUCGGGAAAACAUAUUCGCCGUUUGGAAGGUGGACCGCUUCACCCGCGUUGGUCGCUCUUGAAGCAAUUUGUCCAGCUACUGGGUGUUAGCUGUCCUAAUCUGGCAGAACUUUGCCUUCACCGAAUUCCGCUGAAUCCGGACCACAUGUCUUAUCUAUUUCAAAACACUAGUGGUUUGGAAAAUAUAAUUAACCUCUCGCUGCGACGUUGUGAAAUUACAGAUAGACAUCUGCUUUGCUUAGGAUCCCUUACUAACCUGCGAACUCUGGAUCUUGAAGAAAACCCGGGUCUUCUGGGCGACACUUUGGGAGCUCUGCCACAUUCCUUGCAGGUUCUGAAGCUUUCAGGCUGUGAGAAUCUUGAGCCCACCCGUCUUUCUAAUCUAAGUGCUCUACCGCUCCUUCGCGAAUUGCGAUGUAGUGAAAUUCACAUGCGCAAUUUUAACCGCGACUGGAUGAACGAGGAUGAGGUGGCUGCGGUGGCUGCAGACGAGCAUGUCUAUCGGGAGCUGGUUAAGAGCUGUCCAAUGUUGGAGGUUCUCGAAAUGUCGGUAUGUCCAUAUAUGGACGAGAGGCAAUUGAGCGGUCUACCGCAUUUGCGCACCUUGGUCCUUCGUGCAGUAGACUUGGAGCCGCAACCCUACCAAGUGGACAACUCGAUGCUGAUGGCCCUUGUGGAGGUGGACUCGCUGCGCCAUCUAGAGUUCCGGGAGGCCGGUCCUGGUUUCGUGGAUGCAUUCGGCCUGAAGAUCAUCUCCAAGCUAAAGGAACUACGAACUCUGAUUUUACGCAAUCAGAACUUUAAGGCGGAUGAGCUGCGGGAACUGCGUAAACUUAAUGCCUUGGAGUUUCUGGACCUCAGUGAUUCGCCCCAUCUAUCCAAUGAGAUCAUAGCGGAAUUGGCUAAAACGUUGGGAAAGCUGCGACGAUUAAAAAUAAAGCGAUGUCCUCUUAUCUCUCGGCGGCUGACGGAAAUCCUCAAGGAAAACCGCUUGGUUGAAGUAGACGUUUAAGGUGCCACCUCCUCACUUUAGAGGAAAU